UACUUUGUGAAUGACUCCUUGCAGCAGGUGACCUUCUCCAGUUCUGUGGGGGUCGUGGUGCCCUGCCCGGCCACGGGCUCCCCCAGCGCCAUCCUCCGAUGGUAUCUUGCCACAGGCGAUGACAUCUAUGAUGUGCCACACAUCCGGCAUGUCCAUGCCAAUGGGACGCUGCAGCUCUACCCCUUUUCGCCCUCUGCCUUCAAUAGCUUUAUCCACGACAAUGAUUACUUCUGUACCGCAGAAAAUGCUGCAGGGAAAAUCCGGAGUCCCAACAUCCGGGUUAAAGCAGUUUUCAGGGAACCCUACACCGUCCGGGUGGAGGAUCAAAGGUCAAUGCGUGGAAACGUGGCUGUCUUCAAGUGCCUCAUCCCCUCUUCAGUGCAGGAAUAUGUUAGCGUUGUGUCCUGGGAGAAAGACACAGUCUCCAUCAUCCCAGAAAAUAGGUUUUUUAUUACUUUCCAUGGUGGGCUGUACAUCUCAGAUGUGCAGAAGGAGGACGCCCUGUCUACAUACCGCUGCAUCACCAAACACAAGUACAGUGGUGAGACCCGCCAAAGUAAUGGGGCCCGACUCUCUGUGUCAGACCCAGCUGAAUCAACCCCCACCAUCCUUGACAGCUUCCACUCCAGGGAAGUGAGGGCAGGCCAGACGGUGGAAUUGCCCUGCACUGCCUCAGGCUACCCUGCCCCAGCGAUCAGGUGGCUCAAAGAUGGGCGGCCCCUCCCCACAGACAGCCGGUGGACCAAACGCAUCACAGGGCUGACCAUUAGUGACCUGCGGGCUGAGGACAGCGGCACCUACAUCUGCGAGGUCACCAAUACCUUCGGCUCAGCUGAAGCCACAGGCACCCUUACAGUCAUCGACCCCCUCCAUGUGACCCUGACGCCAAAGCAGCUGAAGACAGGCAUCGGCAGCACCGUCAUCCUGUCCUGUGCCCUGACGGGCCCCCCGGAGCUCACCAUCCGCUGGUACCGCAACACAGAGCUGGUGGUGCCGGAUGAGACCAUCUCUAUCCGCGGGCUCAGCAACGAGACCCUCCUCAUCACCUCCGCCCAGAAAAGCCACUCCGGGGCUUACCAGUGCUUCGCCACUCGCAAAUCCCAGACGGCCCAGGACUUCGCCAUCAUUGUUCUGGAGGAUGGGACACCCCGCAUCAUCUCCUCCUUCAGCGAGAAGGUGGUGAACCCUGGGGAGCAGUUCUCACUGAUGUGCGCAGCUAAAGGCGCCCCACCUCCCACCGUCACCUGGGCCCUGGAUGAUGAGCCGAUCCAGCGGGAUGGCGGGCACCGCACCAACCAGUACACCAUGUCAGACGGCACGACCAUCAGCCACAUGAAUGUCACGGCCCCCCAGAUCCGAGAUGGGGGUGUCUACCGAUGCGCUGCACGGAACUCAGUGGGCAGUGCUGAAUACCAAGCGCGAAUAAACGUAAGAGGACCCCCAAGCAUCCGAGCAAUGAGGAACAUCACAGCAGUGGCGGGUCGGGACACGCUUAUCAACUGCAGGGUCAUUGGCUAUCCCUAUUACUCCAUCAAGUGGUACAAGGACACCUUGCUGCUGCCUGACAACCACCGCCAGGUGGUGUUUGAGAAUGGAACGCUCAAACUGAUGGAUGUCCAGAAGGGCAUGGAUGAAGGGGAAUACCUCUGCAGCGUUCUUAUCCAGCCUCAGCUGUCCAUCAGCCAGAGUGUCCAUGUUGCAGUGAAAGUUCCCCCCCUGAUUCAACCCUUUGAGUUUCCCCCUGCCUCCAUCGGACAGCUGCUGUACAUCCCCUGUGUGGUGUCCUCUGGGGACAUGCCCAUCCGGAUCACCUGGAGGAAGGAUGGCCAAGUAAUCAUCUCUGGCUCAGGAGUGACCAUCGAGAGCAAGGAAUUCAUGAGUUCCCUCCAGAUUUCCAGCGUCUCCCUCAAUCACAAUGGAAACUACACCUGCAUUGCCAGCAAUGAUGCUGCUACUGUCAGCCGUGAGCGACAGUUGAUCGUGCGAGUCCCACCUCGUUUUGUGGUGCAGCCCAACAACCAGGAUGGUAUUUAUGGCAAAGCUGGAGUGCUGAAUUGCUCCGUGGAUGGCUACCCACCUCCCAAGGUCAUGUGGAAGCAUGCCAAAGGUAGCGGGAACCCUCAACAGUACCACCCUGUCCCACUCACAGGCCGCAUCCAGAUCCUUCCCAACAGCUCACUACUGAUCCGACAUGUGCUGGAGGAAGACAUCGGCUAUUACCUCUGCCAGGCUAGCAAUGGUGUGGGCACUGACAUCAGCAAGUCCAUGUUCCUCACCGUGAAGAUACCAGCCAUGAUUACCUCACACCCUAAUACUACCAUCGCCAUCAAGGGUCACACAAAGGAACUGAACUGCACUGCACGGGGAGAGCGCCCCAUCAUCAUCCGUUGGGAGAAGGGGGACACGGUCAUUGACCCAGACCGAGUCAUGAGAUACGCCAUCACCACCAAGGACAAUGGUGAUGAGGUCAUCUCUACUCUUAAACUGAAGCCAGCUGACCGUGGGGACUCUGUGUUCUUCAGCUGCCAUGCCAUCAACUCCUAUGGGGAGGACCGGGGUCUGAUCCAACUCACUGUGCAAGAGCCCCCAGACCCUCCUGAGCUAGAGAUCCGGGAAGUGAAGGCCCGGAGCAUGAACCUGCGCUGGACUCAAAGAUUCGAUGGGAACAGCAUCAUCACCGGCUUUGACAUUGAAUAUAAAAACAAAUCUGAUUCCUGGGACUUCAAGCAAUCCACCCGCAACAUCUCACCCACCAUCAACCAGGCAAACAUUGUGGACCUGCAUCCUGCCUCUGUUUACAGCAUUCGCAUGUAUUCCUUCAACAAGAUUGGCCGCAGUGAACCCAGCAAGGAGCUCACUAUAAGCACAGAGGAAGCUGCUCCUGAUGGACCACCCAUGGAUGUCACCUUGCAGCCUGUGACCUCCCAGAGUAUCCAGGUAACCUGGAAGGCUCCAAAGAAGGAGCUCCAGAACGGCGUGAUCCGGGGCUACCAAAUCGGUUACCGGGAGAACAGCCCCGGCAGCAACGGGCAAUACAGCAUUGUGGAGAUGAAGGCCACUGGAGACAGUGAGGUCUAUACCCUGGACAACCUGAAGAAGUUUGCUCAGUAUGGGGUGGUGGUCCAGGCCUUCAACCGGGCAGGGACAGGUCCCUCAUCCAGCGAGAUCAAUGCCACUACACUAGAGGAUGUGCCUAGCCAGCCUCCUGAGAAUGUCCGAGCCCUGUCCAUCACUUCUGACGUAGCUGUCAUUUCCUGGUCAGAGCCACCACGAAGCACCCUCAAUGGCGUCCUGAAGGGGUAUCGGGUCAUCUUUUGGUCUCUCUACAUGGAUGGGGAGUGGGGGGAAAUGCAGAACAUCACCACCACACGGGAGCGGGUGGAGCUCCGGGGCAUGGAGAAGUUCACCAAUUAUAGCGUCCAGGUACUGGCCUACACCCAGGCUGGGGACGGCGUCCGCAGCAGCGUGCUCUACAUCCAGACCAAGGAGGACAUUCCCGGACCCCCUGCCGGAAUCAAAGCUGUCCCUUCAUCGGCCAGCAGCGUGGUCGUAUCCUGGUUGCCUCCCGCCAAGCCUAAUGGGGUGAUCCGAAAGUACACCAUCUUCUGUUCCAGUCCUGGGUCUGGACAGCCGGCUCCCAGUGAAUACGAGACAAGUCCAGAGCAGCUGUUCUACCGGAUCGCCCACCUGAAUCGAGGGCAGCAGUACAUGCUGUGGGUGGCGGCUGUCACCUCUGCUGGCCGGGGUAACAUCAGUGAGAAGGUCACUAUCGAGCCAGCUGGAAAGGCCCCUGCCAAGAUCAUCUCAUUUGGAGGUACUGUGACCACACCCUGGAUGAAAGAUGUCCGACUGCCCUGUACCUCAGUGGGGGAACCUGUCCCAGCCAUCAAAUGGACAAAGGACAGUGAGGACUCUGCUAUUGCUGUGACUGUAGAUGGGCAUCGGCUCAUCCAAACCAAUGGGACCCUGGUGCUACGCUCGGUAAAGGCUGAGGACUCCGGUUACUACACUUGUACUGCCACCAACACCUGGGGCUUUGAUACCAUCAUCAUCAACCUGCUGGUACAAGUACCUCCGGAUCAGCCCCGUCUGACUGUUUCCAAGACCUCAGCUUCCUCUAUCACUCUGGCCUGGAUCCCAGGGGACAAUGGGGGCAGCUCCAUUCGAGGUUUUGUGCUACAGUACUCUGUGGACAACAGUGAGGAGUGGAAGGAUGUGUUCAUCAGCUCCAGUGAGCGCUCCUUCAAACUGGACAGUCUCAAAUGUGGCACCUGGUAUAAGGUGAAGCUGGCCGCCAAGAACAGUGUGGGCGCCGGGCGCAUCAGCGAGAUCAUCGAGGCCAAGACCCACGGGCGGGAACCGUCCUUCAGCAAAGACCAGCACCUCUUCACCCACAUCAACUCCACGCACGCCCGACUCAACCUGCAGGGCUGGAGCAGUGGGGGCUGCCCCAUCACAUCCAUCCUGCUGGAGUACAGGCCCAAGGGCACGUGGGCCUGGCAGGGCCUGCGGGCCAACAGCUCGGGGGAAGUGUUCCUGGCAGAACUUCGGGAAGCCACCUGGUACGAGCUACGCAUGAGGGCCUGCAAUAGCGCGGGCUGCGGCAAUGAGACCACUCAGUUUGCAACACUGGACUAUGAUGGAAGCACCAUCCCACCCAUCAAGUCAGCCCAGGGAGAGGGGGAUGAUGUGAAAAAGCUCUUCUCCAUCGCCUGCCCCGUCAUCCUGGCCACCCUAGGGGUGGCCCUGCUCAUCAUCAUUCGCAAGAAAAGGAAGGAGAAAAGGCUGAAGCGACUCCGAGAUGCCAAGAGUUUAGCAGAAAUGUUGAUAAGCAAGAGCAAUCGAAGCUUGGACACACCUGUGAAGGGGCCGCCCCAAGGCCCUCGGCUCCACAUUGACAUCCCCCGGGUCCAGCUGCUGAUUGAGGACAAGGAGGGUAUCAAACAGCUGGGGGACGACAAAGCCACCAUCCCAGUGACAGACACAGAGUUCAGCCAGGCUGUCAAUCCCCAAAGCUUCUGCACAGGGGUCUCCCUGCAUCACCCUGCCCUCAUCCAGAACACAGGGCCCCUCAUCGACAUGUCUGAUAUCCGGCCUGGCACCAACCCUGUGUCCAGAAAGAAUGUCAAGUCCGCCCAUAGCACCCGAAAUCGCUACUCCAGCCAAUGGACACUAACCAAGUGCCAGGCCUCCACUCCUGCCCGCACCCUCACCUCUGACUGGCGCACUGUAGGAUCCCAGCAUGGCAUCACUGUCACUGAGAGUGACAGCUAUAGUGCCAGCCUCUCCCAGGACACAGACAAAGGGCGGAACAGCAUGGUGUCCACAGAGAGCGCCUCCUCCACCUACGAGGAGCUGGCCCGAGCCUACGAGCAUGCUAAGCUGGAAGAGCAGCUGCAGCACGCCAAGUUUGAGAUCACCGAGUGCUUCAUCUCCGACAGCUCCUCGGACCAGAUGACCACAGGCACCAACGAGAAUGCUGACAGCAUGACCUCCAUGAGCACCCCUUCUGAGCCAGGCAUCUGCCGCUUCACUGCCUCACCACCCAAGCCUCAAGACAGUGACCGGGGCAAGAAUGUGGCUGUGCCCAUCCCACACCGUGCCAACAAAAGUGAAUAUUGCAACCUACCACUGUAUGUCAAGUCCGAUACCUUCUUCCGAAAGGCUGAUGGGCAUGAGCCCUGCCCUGUGGUCCCACCCCGCGAGGCUUCCAUCCGAAACAUGACCCGGACCUACCACAGCCAAGCCCGACAUCUGACCCUGGACCCGGCCAGCAAGCCCCUGGGCCUCCCCCACCCUGGGGCUCCAGCCUCCACAGCUACCUUACCUCAGAGGACUCUGGCCAUGCCGGGCCCACCCACCGGCACCGCCCCCCCCCCCCCACCGCCCCCCCCCUCCGAACCCCCCCCUGCAGCCACCACCACUGCAACUGCUCCCCCGGCCCCCAGCACCGAGCCGCCUCGGGCUGGAGGACCCCACACCAAAGUGGGAGGCUCCAGGGACUCACUUCUUGAGAUGAGCGCGUCGGGAGUGGGGAGGUCUCAGAAGCAGGGGGCAGGAGCGUACUCCAAGUCCUAUACCCUGGUGUAG
This is a messenger RNA of Vombatus ursinus (common wombat), 6090 nucleotides long. It is a transcript of the gene DSCAML1, whose product is annotated as DS cell adhesion molecule like 1. Lineage: Eukaryota; Metazoa; Chordata; Mammalia; Diprotodontia; Vombatidae. Gene Ontology annotation, cellular component: axon; plasma membrane. Gene Ontology annotation, biological process: axon guidance; homophilic cell-cell adhesion; dendrite self-avoidance. The record is from RefSeq and is a predicted model, not a curated record. Gene Ontology annotation, molecular function: cell-cell adhesion mediator activity.